GUCAGUGUGUACGGCCCUGGAUCUGGCCUCUUAUUUCUUUCCUUAUGCUUCCAUUUUUUUUUUUGGUGGCGGGAAAGACGACAUGUUGUCACCUUCAUGUCGCCACACUGUGCUGUCACAGUUUGUACAAACGGUCCGGUACACACGGUACAGCCAGGGUAACUCCCGCCGGCCGCGGGCUCCGGUGUCUCGGUGCUGCCUUCACCGUUCAAACCCUCCGUUACUCGGCCGAGGUUAAAGUGGGAAGAGCGGAAGGAGGAGGGAGGAGGAGGAGGAAGAGGAAGAUCCUGCCUUCCGUCAGACGGAGUUCAGACACUUUGAGGAAACUUUGUUUUACCAACCUUUCUGUGAUGUUUGUGUAAAAAGCUCCGCAGCCUCGCGCCGCGGUCAGGACACACAGCGAGGCCGGCGGGCUGCAGCAAACGGCGGGGUGACAUGUCGGAGGGAUCCGGGGCUCCGGGGCCGUCUGGAUGUGACUGAAGACAGGAGGAUGGAGGAAGAGAAAGAGACGUCCGAGGAGAAGGAGGAGGAGGAGGAGGAAGAAGAAGAGCUUCAUCAUCAUCAUCACAUCGCAGCAGCAGCGGCAGCGUCCUCCGUGGACUACCAGGGCCUUCCCAUCAUGCACUGGGAGGACCUGAGCCAGCGGAUAGCAGAGCUGGAGAAACAGGAGCAGGAGAGGAGGGAGAGGUCAAAGAGGGGGACGGGGCUGAGGAUGGAGGACGGUCGGGGGGGAGUGUGGAGAGACGUGUGGGAGGAAGAGGACGAAGACUUCAGGAGGUGUCGAGUCUCCGUCGUCACGUCACGAUUUCACAACCACAGAAACCUGCAGCUGUGCUUCAUCAACAACAGCGACAGCGAAGACGACGACGAAGGAGCCAACAAAAAGGUUUCCAUGGGAACGGGGCACAACGGUUGCCAUGCCACCGGGCUGAAACAGGAAGUGGCCACGGCUCUGAGGACACUGCGAGACAAACUGCUGGCUGAACAGAGAGAGAAGGAGCGUCUGGCCGGCAGCAGCUGUGUCACUGAGAGGAAACAUCUGGAGCACUGGGAGCUGCAGGAGCGUUCAGUGCAGCAGCUCAACAGCCUGAAAGCAUCACUGCAACAGGAAGUCCACGCCCUGAGCUCGGAGCUGGUGGCCCACCUGUUGGUACGAGACCAGCUGAGGACGAAGCAGGACGCCAUGCUGCUGGAUGUCCAGGACCUGACCUAACACCGUGACCACAGACUUGGGCAUUGUGGGACCAAGCUGGACCGCUCGUCUACGUCAGCCCAGGUGUCACUAACUUCAACUUAACGUCCGCUGAGCUGCUACUUUAUUUAAAUCUCCAGCGUAGAGGACAAUACGACUGGAUGGUCAGGUUCAAAGGAAACUGAAUCACCUGGAAACCUUAAAGGUGGUACAGCGUCGCUUUGAGGUCGAAUUGACAGACUUCAGACUAACAGACAGGAAGUGAUAUCAUUACACGUCCAAAGGAAAACACGAGUUGGUACACAGCAGCAGGUCUAUAUGUAACGACGAGCAGGUGCAAUCUCGAAAGUCACAGUUUGAACUCAACAAAAGAUCAAAGAUUCCAGUGGAUCAAAGCCAAAUCCAAAUCUCCAAUCAGCUGCAGGCUGGUGAGGACAAACCAGCCAGGGCGACAAGGCCUGUAAAACAUUUGGAGGAAAGACAAACACACGCCAGCUCCUGGAUUCUGUCGUAAUUUCUCCAAAACUUUUGAUCCAUGUCGUGGUUUUUGGACGACCCAUCGAUAAACUCAGGAUCUGUUUUCAAAUUUGGGUCCAGUUUCAGUCGUGUUGUUCCUGGAAACGUCCUGCCUGAUGACACCAGGAUACACAAGAAAGUUAAGCUAAAGAUGAGGGGUAGUAGACAGGGUUUUCAUGCAUGGACUAGCAGAUGACAUUUUCUCGCCCACGAAUAGGAAGCAGAUAAUGGAUGGAUGGUUUUAUAAUGCUAACAAACAAAGAGGGAGUAACAUAAUUCAAAGAUGUGACGGGCUGAUAUAACGUGUUACAGGUUAAAAAACAAUCACUGAACGACUAUCUUAAGUUUUUAAAGAUGGUGGUGCGAUCGAAUCGUGAAUCAUAAGGCCCUGGAAACCUUUUUCCUCCAUCAGCUUCUUGCUAUAAACAACACCAUCACCAUGGGUGCAGAUCUGAUGACAAGUUUGGGGGGGGACACAAUCAGUUGUGAUUUUUUUUUAAUUGCACGUGUGCAAAUCAUGCCCACAGAGCGCUUGAGAUUACCAGCAUAUUUCACAAUUUCAUAGAGGCUCAUCAUCAUCACCAAGUCAUUCAAAAAGCACUACAAAGAGAAUCAUGUGCUUACCUUUACUGUUUAUUUCUCUUAAACAGCCAGUAGUACAUGGAACCAGCCAUCACCCUCCUUUUCACUGCUUCGCUGUUAGUUAAUGCUACUUCUAGUUUCAGGGUCUCAGGCAUGUUAUGUCCACUCAAGUUCUCAUCUCUCGCUUCUCACAGAUUCCCAUUUCUCCUCAUCAUCUUCCCUUCCUCCCAGUAUAUAGGACUACUGUAUACAUUUGUUCAAUUUCAAUCAUUUAAGCUAUUUAGAACUGGGGGGGACAAUUUGUGUUUUUCAGAAUUUGGGGGGGACAUGUCCCCCCCAUCCCCCCCGGGAUCUGCACCCAUGACCAUCACGGACAUAUUUCCUGCUGCAGUUUGUUGAUAUAAUAUUCGAUAAACCGAAAUAUAACAACUCAUUUGACCGAUAAUUGACAUAUCCACUUUUUCCCCGCCUAAUUUUAGUGAUCAUCAAGUCUCCUCUGUAGUGGAAUUAAUAUCAUAUUAUACAUGUAUACUCUUAUGGUGAUGGUCCAGCAGCAGAUGGAGACAUGAAACACCGUUCAGUGUCUGUAAUAUUCAUUCUUUGUGCUAAGUAAGAAACAGCAUGUUGGCUGAUACCGAUAAUGUGCCGAUAUUAUCGUACAUCCCUACAGAAAUUACCUCAAUAUUCCGUCCUGUGUGCUGCAGUCGGCUCCCGAGGAUGGACGGCCUGGGAAGCGGGCAGCUUGCUGGUGGAUUUAAGAAGCGGAGGAUGAAGUUGUUGGAGGGUAAAACUACAAACGAUGAACAUUUUGGCUCGUCAGGGGUUGGUAAGCUAACGACUAUCAGAACUAUCAGAACUGAGCCUCUUGCACUCCACGCCAAUAUCGACUGAUACCGAUGGCGUGCCGAUAUUAUUGUGCAGCCCUUACGUAUAUAUAUAUAUAUAUAUAUAUAUAUAUAUAUAUAUAUAUAUAUAUAUAUAUAUCUAUGUGUGUAGAGAGAGAGAGAGUGACGGAAGAAAAAUUAAGAUGUCAAAGCAGGUUUUCAGGGAUUUAAGAUGGAGACUGUUCUGACGGCCCAAAAUUCAGAAACCUCAUUGAGACCGAGGACCCAUUUCUCAAACAGCCUCUUAUCCCAGAAACAAAUCCCCAUCUUUACGUAGUCUCAUUUCUUCGUACAUGUACGCUGCCUGCAGUUAGACAAGCUAAUUACCAUAAAACAUUUUUUUAGCAUUGUAUGUUUCUGUAAAACAUGAAUACAUUACGUUUGUCAACAGCACCGUGGUUAAUGAGUGGUUAUGUUUAGGCACAAAAACCACCUGGUUAUCUUUAGGAAAAGGUCAUGUUUUGACUUAAAAUACCCACGUUAGGUGGCACAAAAGUUGCUGGAAAAGCAGGGAUGAGUCGGUGGAAAACAAACGGGAUUGUUUGCUCAAACGCUGCUGAGAAACUGAAACCAACUGUUUAUUUUCGGAGAAACUGAACUGGAUAUUUGGUUUUGUUACAAUGGACUGACUGGAGAAAUGCGCUUUUGGUCCAGCGGAACAUUUUAUAAACUAAUGGGGUAGUAAAAAUGAUACAGCAUAGUAUCACAAUAUUUUGCGUGGUAAUAUCGUAUCAUCACACAGUGCCAAGUAUCAGUUUUGUCAUUCUAUAAAUUAUUAACAUUACAAAUAGAAAUUAAACUUUAGGUAUCCUACUCGAGUACAAUAUAAUCAAUUGCUUCAUUAGUCCACUAGAUACAUUUUGCUGCAAAUAUAAUGUCUGAAGUGAGAUGAAGUUUUCUUUUGGAGACAUAAUUUACAGUUAAAAAAAGGUAAUAAAACACAAUGUAUUCUAUCUUAAUACUCAGCAUAUCGCAACAUAUUUAAAAUCACAAUAAUAUUGUACGAUGACUUCAGUAUGGUGACAAUAUCGUAUUGUGGAGUGUGAUUCACACCUCUAUAAAGGGUCGUCAGAACUAUGGGCUGUUGGAACAAUAUCAUGGCACCUUUAACCCUCUGAAACCUGACUCAACAUCAGUUUUCUCGUGCUGCGUUCAGAUGCUUUUCACAAGCUGUUUAACCCCUUGAAACCCGAAAUUGGUUUUAAUUUCUCCAGGAAACAUGGGGAAAAAGGCAAUGAGAAACCUGGCAAGAAAUAUCCAUCAAAAUGCAAGAAAUUACUAAAAGGUUACAAGAAAAUGACCUGAAAAUUAGUUUAGAAAAGGGAAGGAUAAUGAGAAAAUUAUUUACUUAUUUUCAGGUAAUUUUCUUGUUUGUUUGUUUUUUUGUUAGUUUUUUCGCUAAUUUUGGGGCCAUUUCUUGUGGUGCUGCUUGUUGCCUUCACCCCAUGUUUUAAAGACAAAUCAAAACAGUUUGCUCAGAUUUUAAAGGGUUGAAAUACACUUCAGAAACAAUCCUGGUAAAGAAAAAAGGAGGAAAUCUCCAUCAGGUAUGAAACAGAAAACUUCAGACAUGUGGAAACAGGAUGUGGAGUUUAGGAUGAAAAAGCCUUCUUGAGCUACAUGUUGGUGAUGUAGAAAAUGUUGGGAGAUCUUUAUGAGGGUCUGAUAAUUGCUCUUUAGUUUUUAGUUAAAUAAGUUUGUUUUAAAAAUCAUUUUUAUUGAAUUUGAAUGUAGGAGACAAAUAUAUUGUGAAGUUCGUGAAAAUACGAUUUGUUUCUCAGGAAGGACGACCGGCAGCAGGUUUAUUUGUGGAAUUCGAACCAGUCGAGCACUUUGACGGCUCUCAGAUUGGGAGGUCCAAAUGACUAAACAAAAACAUUCUGGCAAUCAACUUUUAUGCAAAGCUCAUAUUCAUAAAUCAUCCAGAUGUAACUUGUUUUGACUUUAAGCCUCAACAUCUGUGUUGUGUUUGUGAGACAGAGGAAGGAUUUGGCUUCUUGGACUGGUGACGUAAAAACAUACGUUUAUAUUCAAAUGAUUCUAACUUAUCUUAUUUAAGUUUUAUUGUGUUUAUAACUUUUGCCUGUUAUUACGAGGGAACAUUACGCUCAUACAGCAUGUGUAGCAAGACAAGCUCAACUUAACUCAUAUAUUGUAUCCUGUUAUUUUUAUGUAAAAAACAAAAACAAACAAAAGGGGAAUUUCACCAACAUUUGUUUUGCUGAAAGAAUUUCAAGGGCAGAAAUUAGAUGGACAUUUAUUUUGAAUUUUGAUGUAUGUCGUUACUCAGACACUCCUCUGUAACAUUAAAAAAAAAAAAAAAAACAAUAUAAAGGAAAUAGUUUAUGUUUGAUAAGAGAUGCAGGAACAUGGCCGUCCUUCAGUGUUUAAAGCAAUUUAUGUCACCAAGAUGCCUUUUUAAGAUUAUUUUACAAUUUAUAACAGAUUAAUAUUACCUUAAUGCAUAAGACAAGAUUUUUAUUAUUUUAAUUUUGGUAGCAUGCCUCUCUAACUGACGCUAAACACUUCAGGUACAGUCGGAGAUUAUUAUUGUUUACGCAUAAGAAAUAAAAGGGAAAAACCCACUUAAUAUAGCUGAGUAUAUGUGACGGUGCCUUGUUUUAAUUUUUGUUCUUUUAACCUGAUGUUUACGUCUACACAUAAACAUCAUGAUAUUUUUAUUUUUCUAUUUUUUAAGUUUUAUUCUGACUGCAGUAAUUUACUUUUGGUUUAAGCACCAGCCAAUAAGAACGAUAAGUUUUAAAACAUCCUCUAGUGCCUUACAAAACAUUAUAUUUUGAUACUGAUUCUUAAUAAAGAGCUGAAUGUCAUAUUCAUGGAAGGCAGUGUACUGUCAAUGACGUGUCUUUUUAAUUCGUAUAUAUAUAUAAAUGUAUUUAAAGUCACACUGAAAUGACGUUUUGAGAGUGUCGAAGUAACGAUGUGAUGGAGAAUUCAAAAGAAUUGUAAGAGUAAUAUUUUGUGCUUCUCAUGGUCCUGGAAAAUAUGAACUGAUUGUUUUUCAUUUCAUUGUGACUUUAAGAAUAUUUAGAAAUGUAUUUAAAAAUGUAAAUAAAAUUAAUUACAUUUUUUAAAAUGUAAAACAAUAAUUCUGAAAUAUAUUUUGAUGGUCUGUAACAGUUA
Messenger RNA from Epinephelus fuscoguttatus (brown-marbled grouper), 6318 nucleotides. Its product is annotated as schwannomin-interacting protein 1. Gene Ontology annotation, cellular component: cell junction; plasma membrane. Gene Ontology annotation, biological process: positive regulation of hippo signaling. Bases 491 to 1213 code for a protein of 240 amino acids. Lineage: Eukaryota; Metazoa; Chordata; Actinopteri; Perciformes; Serranidae. The transcript has 7 exons. The record is from RefSeq and is a predicted model, not a curated record.